AUGCACAUUGAUCAAACCUUUGGCGAAAAGAACAUGUCUAAAAAGAAACCGAAGCUGUGUUUGUCAUUACUUUUAUGGCUAGAGGAACGUUACAAGACUGUAUGUACGAAACAUCCUGGAUUUCAAAAGGAAUCCAAGCCUCUUUUGCCAUUAGACAAUCCCUUUCCCACGAAACUUCCCGAAUAUCUUUUUGGUGAAAUAUGGGCGUUUGUUCAGUUGCCUUACUCAGUUGUCCGAGAGGAGGCUUCGGCCUCAGAAGAAAGAUUUGGCUAUGGUUCCGGGCUAGAUCUUGAUUUAUUAGGCAUUGAAAUUGACGAGAAGACGUUGAUCCCAGGACUCGCUGUUGCAUCUUCUCGUGCUAAAAUAUUAUCAGCUUUUAUGAAUGGAUUGGAUCUCUGCGCCAUUGAAGCAGACACUGCUCGCGCUAAUCUGACUCUUUCAGUUGCGAUAUCAACUCGAUAUGUAUACGCGACGUAUAAGAAAAGUCCUACAUCGACUACAGAAGCUGAAGCAUGGGAAGCAGCCAAGAAAGCUUCUGGAGGUUUGCAUUUCCUUGCAAUCCAAGAUGAGUUGGAUUCUGAAAAUUGUGUUGGCUUCUGGCUUUUGCUAGACUUACCUACUCCACCUGUAUAAUCAUGCAAAUUAUUGCGACACAGUAUUCACAGA
Messenger RNA from Vicia villosa (hairy vetch), 666 nucleotides. RefSeq names its product protein TAB2 homolog, chloroplastic-like. The transcript has 4 exons. NCBI's taxonomy places the organism in Eukaryota, Viridiplantae, Streptophyta, Magnoliopsida, Fabales, Fabaceae. The coding region runs from base 1 to 633 and encodes 210 amino acids. The record is from RefSeq and is a predicted model, not a curated record. Gene Ontology annotation, molecular function: RNA binding.